CCCUACCCCUCCCUCUUCGACAGUCCCAAUCUCUUCUCGAUCUCUCUGGCGAUGUCUGGGGUAGAGGGCUCAACGACUCCGCAGGCGCAGCUGAGGAUUCCUGCGUUCCAGGGUUCUCAGAUCCUCCGCGCGCCGCCAAACCGCCACUUCCCGCCCUUCGCUCCUUCUCAAUCCUUUGAUCACCGGAUCUUCCCCGAUCCCCGCGGGAAAUCUCCUAUCGCCUUCGAUAAGGACGUGAUCUCCGUUGCCGGAGUCUCAUGCCCGAGAUCCACCGCUCGCCCAUUUAACGGCGAUCUAGAACAAAAAUGCAAAGUUGAUGAUCAUGAUGUGAAGGGCCGUAAAGCAGUGGUAAUUAAGAAAGAGGUAAAGGAUGAAAUUGACAACCAUACAACCCCACCUGGGUCAGGCACAGGUGGUAAACGCCACAGGAAAUCAAAGGGUUCAAAGCAAAGGAAACUCUCUCAACAACCUUCUGAAGUGGCUGAUGUGAUCCCUCCUAAUGCUUUGGGUUCUUCUAGCAAUUGUCGUUAUGACAGUUCUCUAGGGUUGCUAACAAAGAAAUUUAUUAAUUUGCUCCAACAAGCUGAGGAUGGAACACUUGAUUUAAACAAAGCAGCGGUUGUUUUGGAUGUUCAAAAGCGUAGGAUAUAUGAUAUAACAAAUGUUCUUGAAGGAGUGGGGCUAAUCGAAAAGAAGUUGAAGAAUAGAAUACACUGGAAGGGAGUUAAUAUGACAAGGCCAAGAGAGCUGGAAGAUCAAGUAUCUGCUUGGAGGUCUGGCGUCGACACUUUACGUGCUGAAGACAGCCGACUUGAUGGCUUGAUAAGUCAAAUGCAAGAGAACCUACGACUUCUGAAGGAAGAUGAAACCAACAGAAAAUGGCUGUAUCUCACAAAGGAGGAUAUCACUAGCAUCCCAUCCUUUGAGGAUGCAACUCUUAUUGCGAUAAAAGCUCCGCAUGGGACCAGCCUUGAAGUUCCAGAUCCAGAUGGGGGUAUUGAAUUUCCGCAUGGACGGUACCAAAUUCUACUGAGGAGCUCAAUGGGUCCGAUUGACUGCUACUUGCUAAGCAACCAUGAAGAGAGGCUCGACUCUUCAAAUGCUGUGCAACAACCAGAAGUUGAAGUGUGUUCCCCUUCUGCUGAUGGAGAUGGGCAGGGGAUAUCUGAACAAGCUACCACUGCUGUUCCAAAUGCCUCUUCUAAUUGUGGUUGUGGUGGCAUUGUCAAGAUUGUGCCAUCAGAUGUUGAUAUGGAUGCUGACUACUGGCUAUCAUCAGAUGUUGGUAUCAGCAUGACGGAUACAUGGAGAACAUGAGGACAUUACUGCAACUUACCCGUUGUAUGUCUGUUGUUAUGUACCUGACAGCCUUCACGAAAAGCAGAGGUAUCAACUGGGUUGCUCAACCUAUGGCUGCAUAGGCAAAGAAUUCAACAAAGAAAGGAGGGGAAAAGAAAGAUGUGCAGAGGCUAAAUGGGUCCCUCGGGGUGGAGCGAAUUCUAUUUCAAUUUUCCUCACUCGCUCCUCUCAUUAAAAAUGUGAAUUUGUAUAGUUGGUGCUCCUUGUGCCUCAUAUUCUAUCCAUCAUUAAAUAAGCAAAUAAUAAUAAUAAUAGUUGUAUGGCUUGAUUAGGGCUUACAAGCUCAUGCUCAUGCAACAAGGCCCCUGUUGUCUCAA
This is a messenger RNA of Dioscorea cayenensis subsp. rotundata (Guinea yam), 1676 nucleotides long. RefSeq names its product transcription factor E2FC-like. NCBI's taxonomy places the organism in Eukaryota, Viridiplantae, Streptophyta, Magnoliopsida, Dioscoreales, Dioscoreaceae. Gene Ontology annotation, biological process: regulation of transcription by RNA polymerase II. The transcript is spliced from 13 exons. Bases 52 to 1317 code for a protein of 421 amino acids. Gene Ontology annotation, molecular function: protein dimerization activity; DNA-binding transcription factor activity, RNA polymerase II-specific; RNA polymerase II cis-regulatory region sequence-specific DNA binding. The record is from RefSeq and is a predicted model, not a curated record. Gene Ontology annotation, cellular component: RNA polymerase II transcription regulator complex.